AAAAAUCAAAGUUGGAAAAACAAAAGAAACAAAAGGAGUAUUAUUUAUACACGUGUAGAGGAAAGAAACCCACACAUGGGAAGAAACUAGAUGGAAAGAGCAUCCAAACAUUCAACAUAACAAUGCAAACUGACUUUCAUGCUCUAUAUAAGAUCAACUAUUAGCUAUAGUUCUUAUACCUCCAACACUUAACUAUUCAAAAAAAUUUCCAUUUUCUUUAAUUUCUUCCAUUUUGAGUUGUAUUAAAAAAAAAUGGCUACCUCAUCAUCAAUGGCAUCCAUGAAAGCUCUAUCAUCAUCUCUCAAAUAUUACCCCUCAAAAACAAAAAUAUCAUCUUUACUUCCUCAAAAUCUUAAGAUUUGCCACUCAUUUUCAUCUCAAUCUCUAAAAUUCACUAAUAAUAACAACAAUCUAUCUGCAAAACAUGAUCAAUAUAAACACCCGAAGAAGCGUCCGGAAGUCGCUAAUUACUAUGAGAAAAACAAGUCUCACUUUCAACCUGAGCCGCAGCCUGAGCCUGCUGUUGUUGAUUCACGACCAACUAAGGAACAAAAGUUGUGUGUGUACGAGAUAAACGAGAGAGACAGAGGAAGUCCAGCAUACCUAAGACUAAGUCAGAAACAAGUUAACUCACUUGGAGACCUCGUACCAUUCAGCAACAAGAUCUACACCGGUGACCUGCAGAAACGGUUAGGAAUGACAGCAGGUUUAUGCAUUUUAAUCCAACAUGUACCGGAAAAAAAAGGUGACAGAUAUGAAGCAAUUUACAGCUUCUACUUUGGGGACUACGGACACCUGUCAGUUCAAGGGCCCUACUUAACAUACGAGGACACGUGUUUGACUGUUACUGGAGGUACAGGAGUUUUUGAAGGAGUUUAUGGGACAGUUAAAUUACAGCAGUUAAUUUUCCCAUUUAAAUUGUUUUACACAUUUAGUUUAAAAGGGAUUAAGGAUUUACCUAAAGAGUUGGUGACAAAAGCUGUGACUCCUUCUCCUGCUGUUGAGCCUUCUCCUGCUGCUAAAGCUUGUGAGGCACAUGCUGUUGUCCCUAAUUACACUAAUUAAGGGCUUAAUUAGAGUGAUUAGUGUUAGAUGGUCAAUAAAAGACAAAGUGAAUGAGCUGUGUUUUUUUCAAAUAAAAACUUUGUAAUGAGAUUAAUGAGGUACUAAUCAUGUGGUUUAUUUUAAAGGUAUUGUAAGGGUUUUGUUAU
Chenopodium quinoa (quinoa) is the source of this 1211-nucleotide messenger RNA. Its product is annotated as allene oxide cyclase, chloroplastic-like. The transcript has 2 exons. The record is from RefSeq and is a predicted model, not a curated record. Gene Ontology annotation, biological process: jasmonic acid biosynthetic process. Bases 253 to 1065 code for a protein of 270 amino acids. Gene Ontology annotation, molecular function: allene-oxide cyclase activity. Lineage: Eukaryota; Viridiplantae; Streptophyta; Magnoliopsida; Caryophyllales; Amaranthaceae.